Molecule: messenger RNA, 4019 nt
Organism: Pogonomyrmex barbatus (red harvester ant)
Lineage: Eukaryota; Metazoa; Arthropoda; Insecta; Hymenoptera; Formicidae
Gene: su(sable)
Product: suppressor of sable
Biological process (GO): negative regulation of DNA-templated transcription
Cellular component (GO): nucleus
Molecular function (GO): metal ion binding; RNA binding
Source: RefSeq, a predicted model, not a curated record
GAGAGAGAGAAGAGUUCUCCUCCGUGCGACGUAUAUAGUCCGCCGACCUGUUCAAUGACUGCUUGCGCUAUCAAUUUGGCCUUGGCGACAAUCGCGAGUCCGUCCUCAUGAAUUCACCUCGGCGUCAUUUUUAGCUCGCUGCCGCGGCGCACGCACACACGCACGCAUUCACGCGCGCACGCACGCACGCACGCCGCACGCAUACGCCAUCGCGUACGCUUGUGAUAGCCCGAGACUGGCUAUUAUGAGUUACGAUGAGCAGCAACGAUAACGAUUUGGAAGAUGGAGAGAUUCCAUCAGACGAGGACGAUGAGCCAGUCACCCGUGCAACGAAUGAUGCACCGGAGGUUGUCAAACCAACACCAAAGCCAGAUUCUGCAAAGAAUAAGAGUUUUGAUGCAAAGUUCAACAAGAGCAAAAAGUCGCAAUCUGCACAGGCAGCUAGUAAACAUGAUCGAUUUUCGAAGUACAAGGGUCCAACUGAAGAUUGGGCUGGAGAUGUCGAGAAAGCUAUUAAGGCUGCGAUGGAAGAGGAUGGAGGUAAAAAUCAGGAAUCGAAGACGAAGAGCAAGAACAACAGAAAUAAAGCUAGAAAAAGAGCACGCGAUGAACGAGAAGAGGAUCGUAAUAAAGAUCAGAAGAAACGAAAAUUAAGCGACGAAGAAAAUGCCAAUGAGGACGAAGAUGAAAUGCUGUUCGUACGAGGGGCCUCACCUAUUAGGAAGGAUUCUCAAGAAAAUAAUUCUCCCAGACGUAUAAACGAGCACGAGAAUUUUGAGAACAAUUCAGAUUAUGAGGAAAGGCCUAACAUAAACCGACACAGAGAAAAUGACAACAAACAACGUAACACCGGAGGACGUGGGGCCCGUCGCGGUGGCAAGAAUGAACGUGGCAAGAACAAAAAUCGACAAAUUCGAAAUGAACGAAAUAGUCGUCGUGCGCAGAACAAUGAUCCAGAUACAACGGAUACGAUUUGUGUAUAUUACAUGCAAGGAAAAUGUCAUAGAGGAGAUGAUUGUCCAUUUUCACACAACGCCUUGCCACCUAGAAAGAUGGAAUUAUGCAAGUUUUAUCUUAUGGAUUGUUGUGCGAAACGAGAUAAAUGUCUGUACAUGCAUCACGAUUUUCCAUGCAAGUUCUUCCAUACCGGUUUAAAGUGCAAUCAGGGUGAUAAUUGUAAAUUUUCGCAUCAACCUUUGAACGAACAGGUAAAAGGCAUUCUUUUGAAACACUUGGAAACUGCACCAAAAGAAAUUCUUGGUGAUUUUCCAAGAUUGAGUAGAGAAGGUGCUAUGUUAAUGAUAAAUAAUACUGCACGUUCUCUAGCUCAAGGCCAAGAUACGACGAAUCAAAAGAUUCCUAGUCUUUUCGAAUUAAAUUUAUCAGCACCCGUAGAAAAGACUGAAGAAAAAGAAGAAAAAGAAGAAACAAAUCAGCAAAAGACUAACGUGAGAGAGAGGAAACCUUCUGGAAAGAAGACGCGAUGGGGUUCGGAUGAGGAUAGAGUUCCUUAUGAGCAGAUUAUGCUACUGCAAUCUGCGAACGAACUCGGUCUUCAACUUCCAAAUGCUGCGUUAGGUUUAGCCACCCAGCAACAAAAGCAGUUGCAAAUUACACCAUCUCUAGAUUUUUAUAGUGAAAGAAAUACAGAAUCAAUUCAUAAAGCGAAUGUUGAAAAAACGAAAGAAGAUUUUACAAAAGACAUAGAAGAAGACACUGUAGAUGAGUUGAGAAAGAGAAAAGAUGUUGAUUUGAGACAGAUGCUGAAUGCAAAGAAACCACCAUCCAUUUACAGUAUAGCUGAUAAAGUAGCAAGUCUCACAAAAAAUAAAGUCGAUGACGAGAGCGAUCAAGAUGAAGAAUCAGAACUUGUUAUCGAAGUGCCAAUUGAAGAUGAAGACAAGGAAAAAGGAAAGCUUUUUGGAAGCGAACAAAAUGAACAACCUCGCGACAUUUCUUCCUUUAUUGAUGAUCCUGAAGCAGUGCCAGCUCAUUUACCAAAGAAGGCACAGGAGUUAUUUAUGCGAAUACAACAGCAGCAACGUGCAGCUCAGGACAGUUUGAAAAACAUGGACAAUGAUUCCGGUGCGCCUAAUACCGAUCAGAUCGUCGAUGAUUGGUAUUCGGACGAUGAAGAUGAUGAUGAUGACGACGAUGAUGAGGGCGGUAAUCUUACUAUAGUGGAUAGUUCGAAGGAUGAAAUCGAACCUAUUGAAAAAUCUCAGAAUGUCAUCAUCAAGGAAGAUUUUCAAUCCACGUCAUCCGCUUCCAACAUACCUCAACCGGCCGCUAUCGUGGAUAAAUUAGGCGAUUUGAGUAAAAUUGAUAUCAGUGCCGAAGUGUCCAAGUUACUGUCCACUCUGAAAGCUCAAAGCUCUACGAACAACAAAACACAGCAAGCAGGAAAUUCGAAUCAAGAUUUAUCUAAGUCUAACUUAGUGCAAGAUACAAGAACAGACAGUGAGAUGUCGAGUCCGAGGCGAUCCCCAAAUUCAGUCGCUGUACCUGUAUCCAGAGAUCCACGAAUGUCUCGAGAUCCUAGGCAACGUCGAGAGAUUGAGCAAAAGCCAAGUAGUCCUAGCACAUCCGAUGUGAAAAGAGAAUUACAAAAGCCCCUCAGAUUAGAAACGAGCAUUUACAGUUCCGGCAUCACCGCGGUGGACUCAAAUAUGGAUACUGACCUUCGUACGAGAACUGAUCAAGAUCUCAGGCGACAGGAUAUGGAUUUCCGGCAGCGUUUUCAGUCUGGCGACUUUGGCGAUACAGAUCUGCGCGUCAGAUCUGACGUGGAUCUGCGGCAAAUUUUGAGCCUACCAUUUAAACCGGCACCCUCACACAUACCGUGCACCGAGAUCGACGCAAGUAUCGCAUCGCAUCCACCAAUAGUGUACAAAGUCUAUGUAGUCGACAUACCCAGACCGGAUUAUACUGGUCUGAAGUUAACAAAGAACGAUGCACAGGUUAAGUAUGACCCACGGCUCCGCAAAAUCUUCCGCAUUACCAAACCCGAGCAACUUGCCGAUUCGCCAAUGUCGCCGCCACCACAGAUCAAACAGGAUACACCAAAAUCGCCGCCGCAAUGUAUUCGUUCGGACCCACGACGGAAAACUCUUGAAGCAGCGGCUUCUAAUCAACAAUCUUCGCAAAACGCAAUUAAUACUCCUAUAAUGUCUAAAGGGAUGCAGCCAAUGGAGGCGAUGGGACCCAAUAUGAGCCUGAGUCCUGGCGCUAUGCAAGUGAGACCUGGUAUGUCAGGUGGCCCACCGCCUGGUAGCAUGCCAGGUCCGCCUCAAGGAAUGAUGGGUCCGAUGGGUCCAAACCAUCCAAUGAACAUGAGCAGUAUGGGUCCGAUGAGGCCUAUGAUGAAUGCUGGACCAAUGCCACCGCAGAAUAUCCCGCCCAUGGGUAUGCCACAUGGCCCCGCAAUGGGUAUGAACGGACCUGUUCCGAUGCCACCUCAGAGUCAAAUGAAUUUCGAUCCACGAUUCAAUGCACAGCGUAACAACGGAGCUGGAUUGUUAGGCCCUGGGCCGAGUACCUUUGGACCAGAGAAUUAUGAAAGUGGACCGCCUUAUCCUUGCGGCAGCAAUUUUAAUAAUUUCACAGGACCUGGCGGCGGCGGCGGCGGCGGCGAUCCGUUUGGUCCAAAUGGAUCGAAUGGGCCCAAUUUUGGCCCUCCGAUGGGAAGCGACGAUUGGGGCAGCAGACAGCGUGGCGGUCGUGUCCGCCGGAGAAAUCGCAGCAGAACCAAUAUGGUGACCAACAAUUAAAAGGCGUAUUAGGAAAAAUAGACUGUGAGCACCUGAUGAUAAUUCUCAUGAUCGAUAAAUAAAUUCGCGUGUGUAUAUAUGCGUACAUGCAACGCACUCAUAACCAUAUUUUGAAGUCUUUCCAAUUUCAUUAUUUAUCGACAUGUUAAGAUACUUUCUUGUGUAGAUCUACAGAUUUAUUCCUAGAAAUCUAUACAAAUAUUUAUGUAAAUAUUUAUAUAAAUAUUCUUUACAAAAAGUUAUCUUUAU